UAGGGUAGGAUAAGUGCAUUAGAAAGAAGAGCCGUCUUGUGCUGCAGAAGACAUUUUAAAACAUUGUUUUAGUUAAUUUUCUUCGCAUCGAAGAUGACCACAGCAGUGGCUUCGCCUUUUGACUUGAGCGAAGUGAUCAACAAGUACAACACCAAGAUGCUGAACUACAAGAACAACAUACUAACCGGCAGUCAUGGAUUGUCGGUGCCCUGCUCCAGUGCCAACAUGCCCAGCUCAACCCUGCUGGACAGGAAGGCCGUUGGCACCCCAUCAGCCAGCAUGUACCAGCGACGGCACUCAGUAACCCUACCCAGCAGCUCCAGACUCAACCACAACCAGUUUCUCAACUUGGCCAAGCCCUCUGACGUAACCCUGCUGAAUGCUGGGUUGAUGGGCCACAGCAAUAGCAGCAUCGGCAGCAUCAACUGCAACAAUAACAGCAGCAGCAGCAGCAACAAGGAGAAUCGCCUUAGGGAGCGCUCCUACUCCGAGACAGGUGAGCGUCUCCUGCAUAAGGGUGGCGCUGGUCUGACCCUUGGUCCCCUCCCCACCUCCCCCACCAGCAAUGGCAACAGCCCCUGCCUGGGCACCCCUACCGGGCAGGUGAACUCCAGCCGCUACAAGACGGAGCUGUGCCGGCCCUUUGAGGAGAACGGCUCAUGCAAGUACGGCGACAAGUGCCAGUUUGCCCAUGGCGCCCACGAGCUGCGCAGCCUGAGCCGCCACCCCAAGUACAAGACAGAGCUGUGCCGCACCUUCCACACCAUCGGCUUCUGCCCGUACGGCCCACGCUGCCACUUCAUCCACAACGCAGAGGAGCGCCGGGGGCCACCGUCCGCGCCCAUCUCGCCCCUCUCGGCCUCCAACGGCAAGAUGGAGCGGCCGCAGCUUCAUCACAGCUUCAGCUUCGCCGGCUUCCCCAGCGCCGGUUGUGCCUCCUCCUCAUCCUCCUCAUGCUCCUCCUUGGGCGGGAGCGCUGGCAGCUACCUGCGGGACGGCCCCACAUCCCUCACCCCGCCUCCCACCUUCCCCGCCGAGGACGAGAUCCCUGAGUGGCCCAGCUCCAACCCCUUCACCUUCUCUGGUCAGAAGCUGGCUAACAUCUUCUGCCCCUCGCUGAGCUUGCCCUCUGGUGACCCUGUGCCAGUGGCUGCAGCCCCCGGCGCUCCCCUGACCUCUGCCGGCCAGGCGCCGCCAUCUCCCACAGGCAGCGGCGGCACGCCCUCAAUGUACCUCUUCAGGGCGGUGUCCGAGUCCCCGCAGCCCUUCGAGUUUCCGUCCAGCCAGACAGACUCUCUGUCGGACCAGGAGGGCUACCACAGCAGCUCGGGCAGCAGCAGCCUGAGUGGCUCCGAGUCACCCGUGCUGGACACCAGCCGCCGGCUGCCCAUCUUCAGCCGCCUGUCCAUCUCCGACGACUAGACGGACAGUUGUGGGGGGGUUAAGAAUGAAAAUUUGGAAAAAAAUGUCAGCACUGCGCAGAUGCUGCCUGCCCUGCCCUGCAAGUCCACUAUGGUGGUAUACACAGGGAGGCAACAGACGCAUGAACACUUAGACGAUCGCUCCUUGCGACCCCCCCCUCGCCACCAGAAGCCCUUACAGCAGAUGUGGGUAUAGGGGUUUAGACUCGCUGUGUCAUUUUCUUUGUUUAUUGUUUUUUUUUUUCCCUUUUCCUUUUUUGUGUCAGGUUAGCCUCUUCAGGAAUUAAUAAGAUGCAGUGAAGUAAGGGAACUCUUCUGUUUUGUUAUUCCUUUUUCAAAAUCUUUUUUUUUUUUUUUUUUUUCUAUUUGAGUAAGAAAAAAAAGGAAGAGAAAUAGACAUGUUUUCUUCUAUUUAGAAGUGCCUAGUGUCUAGCACACCCCUACCCAAGAUCUCAUCUCAUGCCUUAAUGCCUUUGUGUGCCUAUGUGCCAGACAAGCACAGGAAUGCCACAGUAGGAUCAGGUGACAGGAAGAUGGUGGGACGAAAGGUGUUGGUGUUUGGAUAUUGUUAUUAUGUUUUUCAUCGUUCCGUUUUCUGCCUAUUUCUAUUCAUAAACAAUAAGACUGUGUGCUGGGACGUAUGUCAUGGAGGGUGGCCUACUCUCCUUUGAUGGACUCUCGUUGUCUCAUCUGUCACAAACUUGUUUCCUGGACUUGCUAAGCAGACUUCCAACUCCUGCCAGGACCAAACAACACUGCUAUUUUGGCUCAACUUAAAGCUAAAAGGAAACGUAGCAUCUCGAGUGCCUAGGCUUUUUAUGUGUGUGUGAGAGGUGGAUGCACAGUUCAGGCCUGUAAGGACUACUGAUUUCAGUCUUCUUUUUUACCCCCUUGUGUCACACUUUUUUUUUUUUUUUUAUCUUCCCUGAUACACACAGGAACAAAGCUGGGGAUAAGCUAAUGCUUUUUUUUCCCCAGCCCCAGCCCCAGCCCCAGCCCCAUUGCAGUUGCUACCUUCUCCUAUCUGUAUGUCAGUCAGGCGAAAAAAGCACCACAAAUGAAAAUGAGAGUAUCAAGUUUUCCCUCCUCCCCUUUAAACACGCCCCUUUGAAUAAGCUGCCAACUGCGGGGGAAUUCCAGCAUUCCCAUGAUCCUUCAGUAUAUCCUGCAAUUUAAAGCCUUGUGUUGCCCAAAUCUGCUCCAUUCCCCUCCAUACCUCCUCGCAUUCUUCAUCUGUACACUUUCAUUUCCUUUUUUUAUUAUUACUUAUUACGAUUGUUAUUGUUUUGGAAACUUUCACAACUGAAGGUUUUUGCUUGUCACUGCUUAUUUAACUUAUCAAACAUAUUUAUUGGUGAUCAUAUGCAUUUUUUUGUUAAUUGUUUGUAUUUAUCUUGUUAAUGAAACGAUAGAAUAUAUAUUUUCUUUUAUGUUAAAUUAUGAUCUUCCGUAUUAAUCUAAAGAUUGUGAAGACUUGAUAAACUUUUUUCACAGUUUAAUAUAUUGUACUACGAUUACUUGUUUGCAACUACACUUUGAUAAAAAAAAAAAAACUUAAUUUAAAUCAAAAAGUAUGCAUUUUUGCAUUUUGAUUAUUUAUUAAAACGUAUUUCCCGAAUAUUUGACUGCAAGUUUGGCAAAAACCCUGAGUAUUCAUUCCUGUGCAAAGGUAUUUUGACUGUUUGUUUUAUCAGACAGGUUUACUUCAUACCCCUUCCAAUCAUGCCCUGACAAACCACCCUCCAUCCCCAGGUCAAGUUUAGAGCAGAUACUUCUGUCCCAGAAAUUAAGGUCUACAGAACGCACACAUGUACUCUUGCAUGCAUUAUUGCAGGCAUCUGAGUCAUGUGUUGUCCCGAAAGAACCCACACUGUAGGAGAGGGGUGGUGCAGUUCGAACUCAUUCAACCCACCCUUUCUUUGGUGACUCAAUUAGAACAAACAGCUACUCACGUUUGCCAAUUAAUCUCAAACCCUCCCUCUUCAAUUAUGGGACUGACCAAGUGCCAAAUGCAGCCGAGCAGCAGCAAUCCAUUAUGACUCAUGCAUUCAUCACAGACUCUGAAAAAAGACACUGUGUAUCAUGUAGCAUUUGUUUGUGUGAACAGUCAUGUUUGCUUAAAAACAGUUGUUGAGGGUGUGUUUUUUUUAAUUGUCAGAUGAGCGUUAAAGUGAGUGUUUAGUGUUGGCACAAUAAGCAACAGAUUCUGGCCCCAUUAGGUUGAAUCCUGCGCCUGGAUGUCUGGACAUUUCUGCGCUGUCUCUGAUGUUUUAAGUGCCUGUUCGAUACAUUCCGAUGAGGUAAACAGCCCUUGCCUUGCUUUGGGAAGGAGAUGAAUUCUCCAGAAAGCCUUUUUUUUUUGUCAUAGCUGGGUAGCAGUUAACACAGUUGAUGCCAAGAAAGUACCUAAGCUGUUGAAUGUAUAUUUUAUUUUUUAUUUUACAGCAGUUGCUGUUCACUACAAUAAUUCCAUGUGAUUUAUCUCUUUUGUAAUUGCAGUUUGAACCAAUAAACCCAAUUUUUUUCGAGA
Alosa alosa (allis shad) is the source of this 3951-nucleotide messenger RNA. It is a transcript of the gene zfp36l1a, whose product is annotated as zinc finger protein 36, C3H type-like 1a. Lineage: Eukaryota; Metazoa; Chordata; Actinopteri; Clupeiformes; Clupeidae. The record is from RefSeq and is a predicted model, not a curated record. Gene Ontology annotation, molecular function: metal ion binding; mRNA binding. The coding region runs from base 94 to 1422 and encodes 442 amino acids. The transcript has 2 exons.